AUGGCAAACAUUCCCACCCAGAAUGGUACUCCAGGAACCUCCCAACACUCUCAAGACCUGAGGGUCUCCUCCAGUGGGAGUACAACGGCAGUUCGCAAUGAAUUUGAUAUUGAGUUUGAGGAGACUUGUCCGGUAGAAAACAGCUUGAUAGUGUCUGAGAAGGGCCCAGAGACAAACAACACCCGUGGCCUCCAGGAUAAGAAUGUCAAGGAUCUUACUGAUUUUGGACACUUAGGUUCAGUGGCAGAGCCGACACAACCUCAGACAAAUGACGGUGAUGUUCGUGAAAUCGUGCAUCAUGGACUGACUGUCGAAGUGGACGUCACGCAGGAGCAGUCGCAUCAGCAGGCGUUUUCAUCGAUAGAGACCACCAAUUAUUCAAACUCGGAACUGGUUGGAACAGAGCAGGAAUACCCAGAUCCACCAGUGGCCACUAGCCUGGGCUUACCUGAAGGUUAUGUUGAGGCUUUAGGAACUAGCCGCCAGAGCAGUGCAAGAAUGACACCGCCAAUAUAUAGCAACUCAUACACGCACAUCUCUCAGUCAUCUUCAACGAGCGCCUUGGAUAGCACACUGAACGUUGGAGGCGAAUCUCGAGCUGAAAUAUCCAGUUCGAGGAAACAGCUGUCGAGGGAUCUAAAGGCGAGGCUGUCUCAAAUGUGAUGGCUCAACGCCAUACAAACACCACCAACAUGUCAAACAACGCCAUACAAGCAAUCUGGGAAAACAAGGGCUUAGGCCACAUCGCACAAAUGUCUAUAAAGACGGUCCGUCGCCUAGAUAGACUUCUUUUUCUUCUUCAGAUUCGAUAUUCUCGUUGAUAGCUACACUAGUUUAGAUUGAAUAUCAUUCC
Messenger RNA from Aspergillus glaucus CBS 516.65, 853 nucleotides. RefSeq lists its product as uncharacterized. Lineage: Eukaryota; Fungi; Ascomycota; Eurotiomycetes; Eurotiales; Aspergillaceae. The transcript has 3 exons. Bases 1 to 663 code for a protein of 220 amino acids. The record is from RefSeq and is a predicted model, not a curated record.